Molecule: messenger RNA, 555 nt
Organism: Pleurotus ostreatus (oyster mushroom)
Lineage: Eukaryota; Fungi; Basidiomycota; Agaricomycetes; Agaricales; Pleurotaceae
Exons: 3
Coding region: 1-555 (184 amino acids)
Source: RefSeq, a predicted model, not a curated record
AUGUCACCCACAGGAGAAUAUUACCGCCUUCUUUUGCGGUACUUCCAAGAUCUUUGGCCCGAUCUUGACCUUGUAACAGAGUUUGCAAACCACCCAGGGCAGGCAUUUGUGGCCGAACGGGUUGCUCGUGCUCUACCUUACAUCCGCAAGGAUGGCAUUCGAUACGGAUGUGCUUCGAACCGUCGCACUCAAGCUGACUGCUAUGCCUUUAUCAUUGAAGAUCAGGCCCGCCUUCCGGUAAAAAUUGAAGCACUGCUAGUCGUCAAUAUCCCUGGAUGCCACAAGCCACCUCAUGUGUGUGCAAUAGUGAAACGGCUUCGAGCGGACGAAAAUAUCCCCAUACUUCCAUGGGAUCACAUGAGUUCAACCCUUGGUAUUCAUACCUCAUACCACGAUGAGUUCUGGGGACUUGAGGUGAUCUCAGCAGCUCAAAUUGAUGCGCCUCUAGCCAUGGUCUCGGUAUACUCAAGUGUAAUCGAGCGGCAAUUAUCAAUUGCUAUUUCGUUUGAUCAUGCAGGAACAGAACCCGAAAAUCUAGACGACUAUGAUGUCUAA